GCUGUGCUUUAUUCUGAAACGCCCAACCGGAUGUAGUCUGUGUGUUUUGUGUCCGGUUUGACAGACAGGGCAGCGGUCCGUUCAGCUUCAUUUAAACUUUCCUCCGCUGAGGACCGAACCACACGGACUCUCUCAGCAGCUCAAACGCAGUCUGGUCGUGGUCUGUCGGCCAUGGCUUCCGUCACCUGCCGGGUCCAGUUCCUGGAGGACUCGGACCCGUUUAUCUGCACGAACUUUCCCGAACCCCGAAGACCUCCCACGGUGACAUUGGAGGAGGACCAGCCGCUGAGCGAGCAGAUCACCGUAAUCCACAAGUUACUUGGGGCGCCCCUGAAGGCAGAAGACUGCACCCUCCAGGUCUCUCCGAGCGGGAACUACCUGGACUUGGACUCGUCUCUGGCUGAGCAGCGGGACGAGUUAGAGAGUUUCUACGAAGAUGUGGCGAAAGGAAAGAAGCCCAUCCUGAUCCUGAGGACUCAGCUCUCCGUGCGUGUCCACUUGAUCCUGGAGAGGUUGUACAACUCCAAAGGCCCAGAACUUCGGCGGUGUCUGUUCUCCCUCAAACAACUCUUUCAGGAUGAUAAAGAUCUGGUCCCAGAGUUUGUGGCCUCUGAAGGGUUGACGUGUUUCAUUAAAGUUGGAGCUGAAGCCGACCACAACUACCAGAACUACAUCCUGAGAGCUCUCAGUCAGAUCAUGCUGUUUGUGGACGGGAUGAUCGGAGUGAUAAACCACAACGAGACGGUGCAGUGGCUCUACAUGCUGACAGGAAGUCUGUCUCGUCUGCUGGUGAAAACGGCCCUGAAGCUUCUCAUCGUGUUUGUCGAGUAUUCAGAGUCCAACAGUCCUCUGGUCAUCAACGCAGUGAACAGGGUGGACACGAAGAGGGGUGUGAAGCCUUGGACUAACAUAAUGGAAGUUCUGGAGGAAAAGAACAGCGCCGACACAGAGCUGCUGAUUUUCACCAUGACGCUCAUUAACAAGACUCUGGCGGCGCUCCCAGAUCAGGACUCCUUCUACGAUGUAACCGACUGUCUGGAGCAGCUGGGAAUGGAGACCAUCAUCCGGAAACACAUGAGCAACAAGGGGACAGAGCCGGACCUGAGGGCCCAGUUCUCCACCUAUGAGACGGCUCUGCGGCACGAGGAUGACGACAUCGAUGACUCCACCCCACACGUCCGUAAAGAGAGAAGAAAGAUGGCCGCCAGCGACCAAGAGGGAAGGAGGAACCGCCGCUCGUCCAGCCAGAAUCUCCCUGACCUCCUGUCCUCCUCCCCCACCUCCGCUGCUGUCCUCUCCCCGUCCUCCACCGUAUCCACUCCAUGUGUCACGCCGACACUCGGCAGCCAGGCCUCAUCCCCGCUGUCCUCUGAACCCGGCAGCUCCGCCUCCAGUCCUUCCGGAUCCCGGAAGAGCUCGCCUCUGCCCCCCCAUGCAGCAGCCAACAGUGACGUGUCCACAGAGCCGGACACGAAGACCCCACCCAGCCCGAGUCGCUCUUUCCUCAGCCACCACAUGUCUGCUCUGGGUCUGAGCAGAAGGUCCAGGCUCUUCUCCAAAACCAGCUCCAUCUCUGAAGAGCCUCCGUCCAGCCGCAGCUUGUCUCCAUCGGACCUUUCGCCUCAGGAAACAGAGCCGUCCCAGCAGAACUCUGAGCAGCCCGACAUCAAACAGGAGCCCAGACCUCGUCUGAACCCAGUGGAGGCUGAGGAAGUCUUCUGCCCAGAGGACUGUGAUGUUAAUCUGAACAAACCGGUUCUGAGGAAGCUCCAAGGCGCCUUCCUGCGCAGCCUGGCAGCCACUCAAUGGGAGAAGAAGAGGAGAAGUAAACACCUGACCCAAUCACAGCUGCCCAUUUCUGAUGAUGUGAUAACGCCAAGCCCCCACACAGCAUCUGAGCCAAGCGAAAGCACGGCAUCUGGACAUCCCGCUUCAGCAUCCGGCAGCUUGGACACAAACUCAAACUCCCAGAAUGAUCCAGCAGUUCCUGUGCAGCGGCAGUGCAGCACGCUGUCUGAUGAGAAGAUGUUUGUGCUGGACAUGAUUUACUCCAACUCCUCUGCCACAGUGCCUCAGAGCCCAACUGGUGCUGUACCUGGCACCACUGAAGAAGAACACAGCUUCACGGCUGGUGAAGAUCUUGGUGGCCGUGUGUCAGAGCCAAUGUCCAACUUUAGAGCAUGCCUAGUGGAGUCCACUGGUGGAGCCAAUGAGAGCAGUGCUUCCCGAAGGGCGGAGCUGGGCGACCUGGAAGGCUCGGCCCAGGCGGCCCGGGCCCGGCUGGCAGAGGAACAGAAGAACCGUCUCGUCCGACAGCAGACCAGCGUGGAGGUGGAGACUCCUGGCCGUCGCUUGGAGAAGAUGGCCCCUCUGGGUCCUGCCGAUGCCUGGGACCAGCUGCAGCCGAGCGGUUCCGACCUGCGGAUCAAAGACCUGGACUUCUCCGACCUCCUGGAAGAGGAGGACAUUGAUGUCCUGGACAUGGACAGCUAUGACUCAACUCCUUCUUCCUCCCGUUCCUCAAAUGUUCCUCCUUCUCUGAGAGGAGGUGCUAUUCCUCCUCCUCCCCCUCCCCCCCUCCUGGGUGCUGCUCCUCCCCCUCCUCCUCCUCCCCCCCUAGGAUGUGGUAUUCCUCCGCCUCCCCCCCCUCCCCCUCUCCUGGGAGCUUCUCCCCCUCCUCCCCCCGGCUUGUCCUCAGAACUGAUGAAGAAGAAGAAGACCGUGAAGCUGUUCUGGAAGGAGCUGAAGCAGGCAGAAAGUCCUCAGAAGUGUCGCUUCGGUCGGGGGACGGUGUGGGCAUCUUUGGACAAGGUGGAGGUGGACACCUCCCGCCUGGAACACUUGUUUGAGUCCAAGGCCAAGGAGUUGCCUGUUUCCAAGAAAGGACCAGAGACCAAAAAGUCUGAGAUUCUGGUUCUGGACCCAAAGAGGAGCAACGCCAUCAACAUAGGUUUGACCGUGCUGCCCGCCAUCCAUGUCAUCAAGAGCGCUAUUCUCGGCUUCGAUGAGUUCGCCAUCAGCAAGGAGGGGAUCGAGAAGAUCCUGACCAUGAUUCCCACUGAGGAGGAGAAGCAGAAGAUCCAGGAGGCUCAGGUGACCAAUCCUGACGUUCCCCUGGGAACAGCAGAGCAGUUCCUCCUAACCCUUGCCUCCGUCAAUGCCCUGACCCCCCGUCUCCAGCUCUGGGCCUUCAAACUGAACUACGAGGCCCUGGAGAAGGAGAUUGCGGAGCCGCUGUUUGACCUGAAGCUGGGCAUGGAGCAGCUGGCAUCCAAUCGGACCUUCAGGAGGAUCCUGGCGACGCUGCUCGCCAUCGGAAACUUCCUCAACAGCUCCAACGCCAAAGGGUUCGAGCUGAGUUACCUGGAGAAGGUGGUGGAGGUGAAGGACACCGUCCAUCGUCACUCUCUUCUUCAUCACACCUGCAGCCUGGUGAUAGAAAACUACCCAGAAUCCACAGACAUCUACUCCGAGAUCCCUGCCAUCACCCGAUCCGCUAAAGUUGACUUUGACCUGCUGGCAGAGAACCUGGUCCAACUGGAGAGACGCUGCAAAGCAUCAUGGGACAACCUGAAGGUGGUGGCCAAACAUGAGACCAAGGCAGUACUGAAGAACAGAAUGACAGAGUUCCUGAAGGACUGCACACAGAGAAUCAAGAUUCUGAAUGUGGUCCACAGAAGGGUCAUCAACAGGUUCCACUCCUUCCUGCUGUUCCUGGGUCAGCCGCCCUCCUCUAUCCGAGACCUCAAGGUCACCAGUUUCUGUCGGAUCAUCAGCGAAUUUGCUCUGGAAUACCGAACCACCCAAGAACGAGUCCUCACCAUCCAACGGAAACGAGCCAUCCACCGAGAACGAACCAAAACCAGGGGAAAGUUGAUCACUGAGACGGAAAAGUUUUCGGGGGCGGUGCCUCAUCAGGACACCCCCUCACCUGUCUCCAUGGCAGCAGAACCGGACUUUGAUCAGGAGGAGGAGCACGAAAACAUGAAGAACCUGCUGAUCAGCAACAACAGCCUAACUGUAAAUCCUGGAGGCCUGCGGCGAUCCAGAGCCGUUCGCAGUCUUGGCAGGCUGAGUCCGACUAACCUGCCUGUUGCCAGAGAAGAUGGGACCAACCCUCCGGACGACGCCACAGAUGACAUUAUGGAUCGACUGGUGAAGUCUGUGACCCGGAACCCCACAGACAGAGCCGCCAGCCCUAAGAGCCGUAAACGGUCCCGCCUCAACAGGAAGUCCAUGAGGAGGACUCUAAAGAACGGUCUCGAUCUCAACGUGGUCCAGGCUCUGGGUCUGCACGCCACCAAGACAGGAGACAAAGUCUGAUCAUCCAUUAAAGUAUUACGGGCUGAUCUGGGAGCAGCUGCAUGUUUUUAACCCAACAAACCAUCCUGGCGUGGAAGAUCUUCCAGCCUCCUUCACAGAUCGGAGCCCAGAGCUGAAGCUGAUCAUCAGGAGGACCUCCUCUUGCCGCCUCCAUGCAUUCAGACCUUCUGAGGCAGCAGCUCCUGUCUGAUGAUAUUCUGUGUUUUAUCUUCUGAUCUCCUGCUCCAGUCUGAGUGUUUUUAGAUGAACCUUCAGAGCAGCUAAACACCAACAUGAGCGCAGACUUCGUGUUUUGUUCCUGCUGAUCUGUUUGUGCUGCACACCACACCAAGAUUUAACUUCCGGGUCAUUGGUUCUGAUCCAGAAAAGGGUGCAGUUUGUCAACCAGAAGAAGAGUCACAAAUCAGAACAAUGAUUGAAACUGGAUCAGAACAAUGAUGAUGAUGUUUACCUGCAGAAUCAUCUACCUGCAUGACAGCUUUUAAAUGUUUGCUGUAAAUUAGCUGAGUCUUCUCAGUUUGUAGUUGGCCUCCUCAGGGUUCGAUCAAAUGUUCUCCUCAGGUUUCUGCUGCUGAGAUGAGAACAUUAUGUUGGUCCAGCUCCGAGGUUCCUGUGAAGGCUCCUGCAGCUCUGUCUGAGUUUCCGGACCUCUGUUUCUGUCUGUAAUAUUUAACUUCUCCACGGUGUAGCACAAACUGCCACUCAAACAUCACAGAAGACCUCUCACGUUCACAGCGUUGUUGCUCUUAGAGCUGAGGUGCUUCAGAACUUUGAAGUUCCUGCCAACACUCCGGUUCCCUCUGGUAUACGUUCAGAGAGGGAACGUUUCUGAGUCAUAUGAAGCUGGUACCAAAGGUCGAACCCGUCACCUGCCACCAGGUGUGUUUCUGUGAGUUCACUGGUUUUUGCACUUUGAGAUGUUCAGGUGUUCUUCUUCAUUGAGAUGAGGUGAUGAAGACUCAGCUUUAACUUGAAGAGUGAGGUGGAUGUUUUGGCUAUUAUGAAAUGUAAGAUUGAAUGUGUUUCUGCUGUCAAUAAAGAGUUUUAAUAAAUCCUA
Girardinichthys multiradiatus is the source of this 5380-nucleotide messenger RNA. It is a transcript of the gene fhod1, whose product is annotated as formin homology 2 domain containing 1. Bases 172 to 4323 code for a protein of 1383 amino acids. The record is from RefSeq and is a predicted model, not a curated record. Gene Ontology annotation, cellular component: cytoplasm; cytoskeleton. Gene Ontology annotation, molecular function: actin filament binding. Gene Ontology annotation, biological process: cortical actin cytoskeleton organization; actin filament network formation. The transcript is spliced from 28 exons. Lineage: Eukaryota; Metazoa; Chordata; Actinopteri; Cyprinodontiformes; Goodeidae.